This is a messenger RNA of Leptonychotes weddellii (Weddell seal), 1005 nucleotides long. The record is from RefSeq and is a predicted model, not a curated record. Lineage: Eukaryota; Metazoa; Chordata; Mammalia; Carnivora; Phocidae.
UGGCGGGAGCAGGCGGCAGCGGCGCCGCGGCCCCAAGCCUGCCUUGAGACCCGGCGCGGCCGGUACCCGGGACGGGACCCGGACGGGGAGGAAGUAGGGAGGAGGCCGCGCUGAAGCCAGGCGGCGAGCUCCGAGGCCCAGCGGCCUGGGCCGCGUCACCGCAGCCACAUGGCCUCCGGAGUGGGCGCGGCCUUCGAGGAGCUGCCGCACGACGGCACGUGUGACGAGUGCGAGCCGGACGAGGCUCCGGGGGCCGAGGAAGUGUGCCGAGAGUGCGCCUUCUGCUACUGCCACCGCCACGCCGAGGCGCACAGGCAGAAGUUCCCCAGCCAUCACCUGGCCCAGUACGUCCACGGCGCCGCCCAGGCCUGGACCGCCGGAGCCCCGGGGCAGGGCGACGCCAAGGAAGAAGCCGAGGCCAAGGUGGAGAAUGAGCGGGACCUAGAGAGCGAGGUGGGGGAGGAGAGCGAGUCCGAGGAAGACAGUGAAUCCGAAGAAGAGAGCGAGACGGAGGAAGAGAGCGAGGAUGAGAGCGAGGAUGAGAGUGAAGAGGACAGUGAGGAAGAAAUGGAGGAUGAGCAAGAGAGCGAAGCAGAGGAAGACAACCAAGAAGGAGAAUCCGAGGCUGAGGGAGAAACGGAGGCAGAAAGUGAAUUUGACCCAGAAAUAGAAAUGGAAGCGGAGAGAGUGGCCAAGAGGAAGUGUCCGGACCAUGGGCUCGAUUUGAGCACCUAUUGCCAGGAAGAUAAGCAACUCAUCUGUGUCCUGUGCCCUGUCAUUGGGACUCACCAGGGCCACCAGCUCUCCACCCUAGACGAAGCCUUCGAAGAACUAAGAAGCAAAGACUCAGGUGGACUGAAGGCGGCUAUGAUAGAGUUGGUGGAAAGGUUGAAGUUCAAGAGCUCAGAUCCUAAAGGUGACGAGGAAGGACCCAGCCUUGCAGUAAACCUGGAGUUUGGUUUCCUUACUUUUGCUGUCAUGCUGCUCAGUGAGAACAGGCUCUAG